This is a messenger RNA of Dendrobium catenatum, 1072 nucleotides long. Its product is annotated as triosephosphate isomerase, cytosolic. The record is from RefSeq and is a predicted model, not a curated record. Bases 98 to 859 code for a protein of 253 amino acids. Gene Ontology annotation, molecular function: triose-phosphate isomerase activity. Gene Ontology annotation, biological process: glyceraldehyde-3-phosphate biosynthetic process; gluconeogenesis; glycolytic process. The transcript has 9 exons. Lineage: Eukaryota; Viridiplantae; Streptophyta; Magnoliopsida; Asparagales; Orchidaceae. Gene Ontology annotation, cellular component: cytosol.
CUAAAUAAUUUCAUCAUCCCUAUCUUAUCGACUUCCAUUCUGAGCCAAAGGAAAGUAAGGGCUGUAUUUUGGCAUUUUCUUCGUCUUCGCAGAGGCAAUGGGCAGGAAAUUCUUCGUCGGCGGCAACUGGAAAUGCAAUGGAACGACAGAGGAGGUUAAGAAAAUUGUUGCAACUCUGAAUGAUGGGAAGGUUGCCUCACAGGAUGUUGUUGAGGUUGUUGUAAGUCCUCCUUUUGUGUUUCUCCCUCUUGUGCAAAGUUUGUUGCGCCCUGACUUUCAUGUUGCUGCUCAAAAUUGCUGGGUGAAGAAAGGAGGUGCGUUCACUGGUGAGGUCAGUGCGGAGAUUCUGGUGAAUUUAGGUAUUCCCUGGGUAAUUGUUGGCCAUUCUGAAAGGAGGGCUUUACUUGGUGAAUCCAAUGAGUUUGUGGGAGAUAAAGUUGCAUAUGCUCUCUCUCAAGGUUUGAAAGUGAUUGCUUGUGUUGGUGAGACUCUUGAGCAACGAGAAGCAGGCUCAACUGUGGAUAUUGUUGCUGCACAAACAAGGGCUAUUGCAGAAAGGAUUUCUGAUUGGAAAAAUGUAGUUAUUGCCUACGAGCCAGUUUGGGCCAUUGGAACCGGCAAGGUUGCAACUCCUUCUCAGGCCCAAGAGGUUCACUUUGAACUGCGGAAGUGGCUCAAGGAAAAUGUGAGUGCUGAAGUUUCUGAAUCUACCAGGAUCAUUUAUGGAGGUUCUGUAAAUGGGGCGAACUCCAAGGAAUUGGCCGCACAGCCUGAUCUUGAUGGAUUCCUUGUUGGCGGCGCUUCUUUGAAGCCUGAAUUCGUGGAUAUUAUCAACUCUGCCACAGUGAAGUCCAGCUAGGUGAUUUUGAGCUCUUCGCCAUCACCUCACUUUCUUAAGGCUUUACGGCCAAAUAAUAUUUUCUCCUGAAACUAUCUUUUUUUUGUUUUGUUACUUAAAGCUAUUUAUCUUCUAUUUUGAGUGCAUGUAGCCCAAACCAUUAUAGCUACAAAUUAUUGUAAUAACAAACGUGUGAGUAAUAUCGAACCACUUAAUUUUUCUGGCUGAGUUGAA